AUGUAUCUAAAAAGAGAGCUGACAAGAACAGAGGUGAAGGAACAUAUAAUUAAGCUUGAAAAAAAGCUGUUCACUGGAAGUCCUAUUUUUGCAAAUGGAGAAGAGUUUAUACCCAGUGACUCGCCCAGCCUGAAAUAUGUAGGCGAUCCAUCGCCCGAUAUCGAUCAGGCCUGGGAGGAGUUGAUUCAUUCACGAUACUUCUAUAUCACCGAGCAAGAGGCAGCCGACGCGUGGGGAGAGGAUUACCAAAAGUAUUGGGAUCCCAAACGGGAGGGCUAUGUUGCAGGCUUUGAUAUCUUCCACACGCUCCAUUGUAUUGAUCAUAUUCGAAAAGCUUUCUUUCCGGAUAUCUACCAAAUGUCCGACGUUCAUGGCAGAUUGCAUAGAGACCACUGCAUUGAUCAUCUCCGUCAAAUGGUGAUGUGCUACUCUGACAUGACACUCAUUCCGACCGUAUAUUAUGAAAGUUUGGGCUAUAACUACAUUAACUCAGAUCGGAACCACACGUGCAGAAAUUACGAGAAGGUUAGGGAAUACACAACCGAGAGAUCCAAUGGCAAGCUUGCUAUCAGGCCAUACAUUAUGAUCGAAUCUUGA
This is a messenger RNA of Talaromyces proteolyticus, 597 nucleotides long. RefSeq lists its product as uncharacterized. The record is from RefSeq and is a predicted model, not a curated record. Lineage: Eukaryota; Fungi; Ascomycota; Eurotiomycetes; Eurotiales; Trichocomaceae. The transcript has 5 exons. Bases 1 to 597 code for a protein of 198 amino acids. Gene Ontology annotation, biological process: mycotoxin biosynthetic process.